AUGGUGACAAAGAAGAUCUUUGGCUUUGUUCUUGUGAUCAUGUUUCUUCUCUUGGGUUCAAGCUCCGCUAAAACCUACAAAGUCGGAGGUUCCAACUAUGGUUGGACUAUUAAGGACAACUCUUGGACAGAACAUAAGGAGUUCCACGUCGGAGAUUCUCUCGUGUUCGAAUACGACAAGAACGUCAACGACGUCACUCAAGUCUCUAACGCUUUGCAGUAUGAGUCAUGUGAUAAUUCCUCUCCCAAAGUUGUUUACAACACAGGACACGAUGUCGUGACCUUCAAGGAACCAGGACAUCACUAUUUCAUCACCUCAAACCAUAUUGAAUGCGUCUCGGGACUGAAUCUUGAUGUUCUUGUCGUCCCUGGCCCGUCACGUCCAAGUCCUCCACCACCAUCGAGAAAGAUCCAUGGCCCAUCACGUCAGAUUCCUCCACCACCACCACCACCACCGAGCAAGAUCCUUCCGUCAAGUAGGAUGUACGCGGUCGGUGACUCAAGCGGAUGGAGCGUAUACAACAGUUACUACUAUGAAAAGUGGAGUGAAGAUAGACACUUUCGUGUUGGAGAUACUCUCUUUUUCGAAUACAACAAACACAUCAACGACGUUAGAGAAGUCAGCAAUGAACUUGACUUCGAGUCUUGCACGCCAACUUCUACUGUAGCCGUCUACAAGACCGGACACGAUCUAGUUACACUCACCAGACCAGGAGUGCAUUACUUUGUAAGCUUAAAGACCGGUCUUUGUCAUGCUGGGAUUAAGCUUCGAAUCAUGGUGCAACCAUCAACCGAAGACGUUACUUUGCCGGAUGCUCCCAAGAAGCUGUCACCUAUUGGUUACCUCAACAGGUGGUGGUUACGUUUUUUCAGACCUCAUCACUAA
Molecule: messenger RNA, 885 nt
Organism: Capsella rubella
Lineage: Eukaryota; Viridiplantae; Streptophyta; Magnoliopsida; Brassicales; Brassicaceae
Product: uclacyanin 1
Exons: 1
Coding region: 1-885 (294 amino acids)
Cellular component (GO): plasma membrane
Molecular function (GO): electron transfer activity
Source: RefSeq, a predicted model, not a curated record